AUGAUGCAAGAGAAGUUUAGGGAGACAUCACUUACCCCGAGCGCACAGCUAGGAGGGGGCAGCGCUGUGACCCGGGUCUGACUCCAGGGUACCCCACUCUUUAACCUGCACUAACUAUUCUGCCUGAGGCCUUAAAGCAGGACUGAGAGAGGAGUCGUCCAUUCACCCACUUAACCAACAGCUCCUGAGCACCUCUGUGCUAUGGCAAAGACUCUUGGAAGCCCAACACCCAGAAAACCUGUCUUAUCUGUCAGUGCAAGAAAAAUUAAGGACAAUGCAGCCGAUUGGCAUAAUUUAAUCCUGAAAUGGGAAGCCCUCAAUGACAGAGGUUUUGCUAUUGCAAAUAACAUUGCCAACAUGAAAAUCAGUUUAUUGAGCAAAGAUGAGACAGAACUGGAGAGCAGCAGCCUGGCUUCUGAGAAUGCAGAGAAGAUGCACCCGGAAUACAGCAGGGAGCUGGAGAUGCUGUGUGAGGAGCUGCAGGCCACCCUGGAUGGUCUGACCAAAAUACAGAUGAAAAUGGAAAAGCUGUCUUCAACUACCAAGGGCGUUUGUGAACUGGAAAAUUACCACCACAAGGAGGAGCAAAAACGGCCCCUGCUCUUUCACACGUGGCCCACGGCCCAUUUUUAUGCCGUUUCCCGCCGGCUCUCCAACAUGUACGGGAGGGAGCUCAGCCUGAAGCGCGUGGUGGCGCAGGAGCUGGCGCACAGCACACACCGCGACCUCGCCCUGAGCUACCUGGCCAUGUGGCUGCACCAGCCCUACGUGGACAGCGACAGCCAGCUGCUCCUGGAGAGCAUGCUGCUGGAGACCGGGCACCGGCCGCUGUGACCGAGACACAGCCGAGUGCCUGCACAGCAUUUGUAGCUCCUCAGCGGACAGCCUCUCGCGGUGGCCUGGGUGCUGCACCCUGGCGUCACACCCCGUGUCGUCCCCCUGAUCAGGCCCCAUGCCGAGCCCUGGGGGCACACCCUGUGCUCCCUGAGGGCCUCCAGUUCUGUGGCCUCUCCAGACGCCCUUGGUGACCGCUGCAUGCCACCUGUCACAAUGAAGGCUUCUGCGUGAAAUAAAGGAGUUUCUCAACAGAA
Messenger RNA from Phacochoerus africanus (Common warthog), 1091 nucleotides. RefSeq names its product cyclin dependent kinase 2 interacting protein (gene CINP). Lineage: Eukaryota; Metazoa; Chordata; Mammalia; Artiodactyla; Suidae. The transcript is spliced from 5 exons. The record is from RefSeq and is a predicted model, not a curated record. Bases 202 to 834 code for a protein of 210 amino acids.